AUGCCGCUCCGCACCGCUUCGUAUAGUAUGACCCGCAAAUCAACGAAAGAUGGGAGGAAACGGACAUUGUCAACAGUCUCCAAUACAACCCAACCGACGCAGGCUGGACCUGCUGCCUCCAAACCCAAUGAGAAGGGAUUCAAUGGACCAAACAAGGCUCUGAAGUCGCAGGCGACAACGGAAGCACUUGCUAAUACUAAACCCGUUGAACCACCAAAGAAAGUCCCAGAUGUAUUUCAAUUCCUGGACAAUAACGAUGGCUCAUCUUCUGAGUCGUCAUCUGAAUCCGAAUCCGAAUCGUCUGAGGAUGAAUCGCCGCCACCGGUCGCGAAGCAAACCAUCACAAAGAUCCAAUCCCCAAAGCCGCGAACUAGUAAUCCACCGAAUGCGCUGCUGGAGAACACACCUCCCAAGGCGCCCGCUCCUCCAUCCACAAGAGCACCUAGGAGUCCAAGUGACUCACGGCCGCUCCCUCCUCCGGCGCCGACGGUGCCUUCUUCAACAGAGAAUCAAUGGCAGUUGGCUCGCAAACAGCCAGCUAAAUCGUCCAGCACGGGUUACUACGACACUUCAGAGGCAGAGAAAUCUCCUCAGCCCAGUCGACGACAAUUGCAAAUAUCGCAUCCCGAGAAUUAUUAUACAUCGUCGAGAGACGUUGUCCAUCGACCACCACUCCCGCCUUCUCCACCCAGCAGCCCGGAGGACAGCAUACACCGGGAUACUCAAAUCAAAAGAAGAGACUCAAAUGCUUCGCAGAUUUCAUCUGGAUAUGGAAUGGUCGCGUCGCACCUCACUCACUCUGCCAAAGAAGAGAAGGGGGGAUUUCCGCCACUCUACCGACGCUUCGGGAGUGUGAAUCACCGUGUUCUCUUAUAUCUCCAGGAUGAAAUUUCCCAAAUGGAAGAAGAUCUCCAAGCGCUCGAUGAGUAUGAGGAGAUGCACCGAGUUGGAAAUGCCGAGAAGGAGGGCACCAAAGCAAUGCCCCCCUCCCGGCGACUCGAUGUUCAGUCUCAAGCCUACUCGUCGCUCCACUAUCGUCGCAUGGAAUUGAUGGCGGCUCUGACACAGAAGACAGAGCAGUACAACAACGCUCUCAGUGCGUAUAGUAAAGUCCUGCAGACACUCCCGCGUGCUUCUGAAGACGACAUCAAGAACUAUCGUACCUGGAUGAAAGACCACAACCCUAUCGCAGCUGCCGAGACCCGUUUCCUGGACCAAGAUGCCGACCUGGUGUCCCUGAGUCCACGACUGGCGGCAUCAGCGGCUGCUGCUCCAGUCUACAUGGCCAUCUUCAUUGCCUCGGGUGCCCUUCUGCUACCUCUGCUGGCAUUCAGCAUGAUUGCAGAGUUCUCGGGUCGUCUCGUUGUCGUGACGGUCACCGGUGGCGCGGCCGCGGCUAUUGCAGCAAAUUAUUCAUCAGGGAUCGAUGCCUUGGUGGAUUCCAGAGAUGGCUGGAGGUGUACAAUGCUCUACUUCGGCUUCAUGACCAUCGCCGCCAUGUUCAUGCCUUAG
Messenger RNA from Penicillium cosmopolitanum, 1512 nucleotides. RefSeq lists its product as uncharacterized. NCBI's taxonomy places the organism in Eukaryota, Fungi, Ascomycota, Eurotiomycetes, Eurotiales, Aspergillaceae. The transcript is spliced from 3 exons. Bases 1 to 1512 code for a protein of 503 amino acids. The record is from RefSeq and is a predicted model, not a curated record.